UGGCUUGGAAUUCCACAGCGUGACGUCACCGCCUACAACAAAAACUCUCCCAGAAUUUUGGAUCAAGAAGUUUCACUUUUAAGGGGCUGAGGGGGGAUUUGAACCUCUUCUUUUAAUCCCUAGAAAGCGAGAUUUCAUCACACGGUAAAGGGCAUCGCUUCAACAGCCUUCCAGGAAUCCCGUACAUCCAAAGAGGAGACAAGGUGUCUGAUCCUGUAGUCCCCGCCAUCGCUUAGUGUUACAAUUUGGAACCAUGUGGAACCCGGAGAACAACAACGACCAGACGGGACAAGUGGCCGCUAGGAUGGAGACCACUCUGGGUAGCGCGAGCAUCUCCAUCUCCCAGCAGCAGGCACCCAAGAAAUUUGCGCCAGUGGUCGCACCCAAGCCCAAGUUCAACCCUUACAAAGCGACGGGAGAGCCCACCCUCUCUGACCCCGCAGUUAACUAUCCCCCCCCUCCACCACCUGCCGCAGAGUCAACCGGUUUCUCACCGCCUCCUGGUUCCUUCCCGUCGCCUCCACCGAUGAACUCCUGUGAUUAUCAGAUGAGAGGACCAGAGAAGACCCUGGAGGAGAGGCGCUCCAGUCUCGAUGCUGAGAUCGACUCCCUCACCAGCAUCCUGGCCGACCUGGAGAGCAGCUCGCCCUACAAGCCGCGCAUUGCACAAAACUCCUCGGCGGCCUCCUCGGCAGCCUCCACCCCCAGCGCUCCAGUGACCGGGUACAAGCGCAUGGUCAUCCCAACCCAGCCUCCUCUGACCGCCACGAAGAAGUCCACGCCCAAACCUCAGGCACCCGGGGGGGUCUCGUCCAUCCCCCCUUCUCCUGCCAGCACCAUGACCAGGGCUCAAAGCCACACCGCUCCUCAUCCUGUGCCAGCCUCCUACGCCACAGCCUCAACCCCGAGCCAGCCCACCUUCAACGUCCAGGUGAGGUCGGCCCAGCCCGGCCCCCAGCAUCAAGCCCCGAUUGGCCACCACUUUGGCCAGCAACCCAUUCGCAGCCCUGCACAGGUGCAGUACAUGCCUGCCCAGCCCAAAGGUCCCGACUUUGCCUAUGGACCACCACAGCCUGGCUUUUCCCAGAUGGCUCCGGUCGGAUACCAGGAACAUCACCAUCAAGGAGUACCCCAAGUAGGCGGCUUAAGUCUCAGGAGACCUGAGCCGGCCCCUGCCCAGGCAUACCAACCUCCAGGCCCCAGAAAGACCUACAUCACAGAUGUACCACCAAGCUUGGUUCCCUACACUGCUGGACCAGCUGUUCCACCAAAGGGCGGCUCUCACAUGGCCCACCCGGAGGACGAGCUGGAGCGCCUGACCAAGAAGAUGCUGUUUGACAUGGACAACCCACCGUCCGAGGAAUAUUUUGGGCGCUGUGCCAGCUGCGGAGAGAACGUGGUGGGUGAAGGCACCGGCUGCACUGCCAUGGACCAGGUCUUCCAUGUCGACUGCUUCGUCUGCAUGACCUGCAGCACCAAGCUGCGCGGCAAGCCUUUCUAUGCUGUGGAGAAGAAGGCGUACUGUGAGCCUUGCUAUAUUAACACCCUGGAGACCUGCAACAUCUGCAGUAAGCCCAUCAUGGAGCGCAUCCUGCGGGCCACGGGGAAAGCCUACCACCCCCACUGCUUCACCUGCGUGGUGUGCCACCGCAGCCUGGACGGCAUCCCCUUCACCGUGGACGCGUCCAACCACAUCCACUGCAUCGAGGACUUUCACAAGAAGUUCGCCCCGCGCUGCUGCGUGUGCUCCGAGCCUAUAAUGCCGGCGCCGGGCCAGGAGGAGACCGUCCGCAUCGUGGCCCUGGAUCGCGACUUCCACGUGCAGUGUUACCGCUGUGAGGACUGCGGCUCUCUGCUCUCAGAGGGGGACAACCAGGGCUGCUACCCUCUGGACGGACACGUCCUCUGCAAAAACUGUAACAGCAGCCGCAUCCAGGACCUCACCGCCAAGGCCACCACUGACCUCUGAGCGAGCCGCCCACCGGUCACCUCCACUGUGAUAACCCAACGCUCACUCUCUCCCUCUCUCUCGCUCCCUCUCUUUCUCUCUCUGUCUCGCAAACAUACAGAUCCACAGAUGCUUGCAUUCCUCAGCAUAUAUUUAUAUAUAUAUAUUUAAAUAUAUAUAUAAAUAUAUAUGUAUUUAUACCAUAUAUCCCUCUAUAUAUAUAUAUCCACCUUCAGUAACGAUAGCAUCACUCUCACCUGCACACAUGUAUGUAUUGACUCGGUACAAUGCACAGCAGAAGAGGAUGAUGAGAAGCUGUGGGUUUAUUGUUUUUCUGUGUUGUUAAAGAAACGUUUAGAGAAAUAUGCUCGUACACUUUCUGACUAAGAGUUAGAUGAUGCCACUGUCAUGUCAUAUAAAACUUUAUUACCUUAUUUAGAAAAGUACUAUAUAAAUGAAAUUUAAUAAAUUAUUAUUAUUAAGUCAGAAUGCUACAUACAAGCUAAUGUCAACAGGCGGAUAGCUUAGCUUAGCAUGAAAAACAACCAGCCUGGCUCUGUCCGAAGUUUAAAAAAAUAGGCGGCUUCCGGCCAGGAAAUAGUUUAAGUAAACAGCAACUUUUCUUUCUUUUUUUUGACUGAGCCAGGCUAGCUGUUUACCCCUGUUUCCAGCCUUAAUGCUAAGCUAAACUUAUAAUGCUGAACCAUAUAUUGAUCUUCUCAUCUAACUCUCUAUAAGAAAGCAAAUAAGCGUUUCUCAAAAUGUCUCAAAACAAAUAGCUUGAAAUCACUCCAAACAGUUACGAUAUUCAUCAUCACUCAGUGUUAUUAUCUCAUUUCAUAAUCAUCGUCAACCAGAGUGUUCAAGCCAUAUUUGUACGCAUGCAGGCCCAAUAUUUGUUGGGUCUAAAAUGGAGUCUUGAGACCACCGAAACAUGAAAAAUGUAAAGGACCUGCCCUGCUGGGUGUGUGUAUGACUGCGUCAGUAUUUAGAAAAUCCAUGAGCACACAGUGUGUUGGUGAGGACAUUAUUUUUUAUUCUUAUUUGAUUCAGUGCAAAUCCACAGACGGUACUCAGAGAGGGAUAACAUUCUAAAACAGUUCUGCACAAGUGAGCACCAAAGAAUUGAAUUUAAGCUGCCAUAUUUACUUUGUGCUUAUCCGCAUGCAACUACAUUAAACGUUCCAUUAUAUCGAUCGGGACCACAGGAAACCACAGUGUAGUUCCCAGUGUCAGACAAAAUCCCCAGUAGGCAGCUGUUGAAUGCAAUUCCCUUUUUUAAACACAAUGUUUCCUUUUGUACUUUUCCAAAUGGAGUUUGCUUCUAUGCAUACAAUAGAUACUUUUCUGUUGGCCUGAACAGUACAGUCAUGGCUCUCCAUUCAUAUUGAUACCGCCUAAUGUUUGAGUUUAAUUAUAUGGUUUUUGAGCAGAUAAUGUAACUCUUUCUCUCAUUUACAGUGACAUAGGUUAGAUUAGUGACUUUAGUGUACGCAGUCCGGCAGAGAAAACGGAUUAGAGAUGGCUAUGCAAUUUUUGAUGUUAAUUGCAUCGACACUUUAUAAGAAAUUUUAUGAAUAAGGAAAUAUUUUACCUGUACAGAUUGGAGCAUAAGUGUCCUUAUAGUAAUCCUUUAAUCAAAACCUAUGCUGUUGGUACUGUGUGACUUUGUGUGUCACUGUGCUGUGUGUCUGUAUUGAUUGUGACACUUGUCUUUUAUAUUUAGUAUUUGUUUCGAGUUGAAUGGGCGAAGAAGGGACCACGAGAGUGAAAAUAUGGCUGAUUUUAUUAUUUGUUCCAUCCAAGAACGACAGUCAGCUGACCAGUAUUUUGACUGUUUGAUAUAAUAGUUGCUUCAUUAUAAUUACUAGAGGAAUACGAUGAUGAGGCGAGUUAAAGAUACCCUGUGGAGUUUUUCACCACUAGUGGCGCUGUUGAGCGAUGUUUUUCUGAUCAGGUCCCUGUUUUGUUUGAAACCGCACACGGAUCCAUAUGCAGAGAUGGGGCCAAAGGGGCCGUCACAGGCAGGGGCCUCCCGUUGAAUCUGAUUGGCCGAUAAUUUGCAAGCCAACGGGGUCUUUAGCAUCAGAAUCAGAAACGUAAAACAACUGAAAAGAGACACAAAAUCACCACAGCCACCAAACAACUACAGAAACUGCUGUUAAAAACGACGUUUUGUGCGUCUUUCAGUCAGGGGGGUCCUAUAUAGGAGGGGGGGUCUUUAUAUGUCUGUGUCCAAGGGCCCACUAUGUUAUAAUCUGUCCAAGGCUAUAGGUGUCCGCUGAUGGACAUUUGGUGUCAGUAGAGUGCUAAGGAGUGAAGAAGAUGACCACAAAUGAGCAACCAUUGAUGUAAACGUUGCACAUUUUAAAGUAUUCAAACAAUCGGCUUUGCAAAUGUCUUAUGAGAGAGAACAUUAAUUCAAUACGUUUGCCUUCUUUGUGUUGAAUUUUUUUUACAAGAAAACUCCACAGGGUACCUUUAAAGAUCAAAGACAUUGUAGUAGAGAAGUACCGGUCUGCCUAUUUAUCAGCUGGAUUGGUUCACAGUAUUUCCCUAAGCCCCGAUGUCUUGUGCACGUGGAUGGAUAUAUUAUGAACAUAGCAAUCCAUUAUGAUUUUCAUAGAACUCUCUUUACUGUUGUGCUCACACAUUGAGAUGUGGGUGUUUGCUGCCAUUUGGAUAUAAGAAAGUGAUAAUACCAACACAUAUACUGUAUCUACUGUAAUCAGUGAGUCUGGUUGCAUCAAAACGUUUGUGAUGGACUACGACUGUGGCCAUGUUUUAACCAGGGUAAACGCCUUGUAAAUAACUCUGCUAAUAAGCCCGUUGAUAAAUUACAUUUUUGCUCUGACGCAUUUUGUACGAAAAGAAGGGAAAACUGUUUAAAAUCUAAACAGAAAUUUAAAAGUCCCUAAAAACUCACUGUUCCUCUAGAAGGGUUAGGCCACUCAUCAUGUCCUCAGGAAUGUUUCCAUCAAUAUUUUGAGCGCAGUUCAUCGGUCACAUACAAAAAAACUUUAACAACUAAAAGCACAAAACUUAGGCCGGGAGCACAAUUUACACUCAUGUCCAGCUAUUUUUUUUUUUAAAUCUUAUAUUACCAGUUAUUCAAAACAGAUUACUAUAAAUAAAUCAUUCUGUAGGAGAAAAGCAGUGCGUCUCCCUAGUUACCAAAGACAUCUACUCUCCCUAUUUUAUCUCUUAAUGGCAUAUCACAUCAGCCACAUGAGGUCCAAACUUAGAUCCAUCUCAUCGGUUAAUUGGACAGUUGACUCAGUCAGCCAGCUGAUUAUCCAUUGUCAGGCGAUAAAUGACAAAAACAAACAGUCUGUGUGUCAUUUUGUCACACGUGUUGCUACGUAGGUUUCAGUGCUCCGAUUGGUUGCCAUGGAGCCCGGCUCAGUUGGUAUCUCCUGUUGGCCUUCUGUGAGAGGCCGUACAGGGCCGUCCGACCUGCUGGCCGGGAUAAUUAGACCGCAGCGUUAAAGUUACAACGUGAAGGUUUCAAAGUGACUAAACAAAUAAUGAAAAAAAACCUACAGGUGGUGAAUUUCAAACUAGUAUUUGAACAAGGUUCAGUGAUGCUCAUUUAAAGGCUCUAGUUCACGUGUUUGUCAUAGACAAUUGUGUCUCAAAAUAUCCCUGACCUAGACCUUUGUGCUUUUGUAUUUUCUACCAAAGUCUUCUCUGAAGCCAAAAUCAGUAUCCAUUAUUCAGAUCUGCCUCUGGUACAUGUCAUUGUAUCACUGCAGCAACAUGUAGAGGCAACAUCUGCCGUGCUUCCAGGAGUGCCUGUCGCACAGCCGAAUCAUUCCGGUGUUUUGUUUAACUUAAUUGGUGACAGCGUGGCAUCCAUUGAUUGUGAGCUACAAUAUCAACAAUGAUGUAAUGUAUAAUCAGGCCAUCAAUCGGAAUUUAAUAUCUUUGAGAGGAUACACCAGUGUUAGUUUGGUAAAGGUUGGUCAUUUAAAGCUGCAUAAAAAUAUAUUUCUUAAAUAAUGUGUAGUGUAAAUGAGGUCAUUUGUAGCGAUGAACCCGCAGAGAAUUAUUCCCAAAUAGCAGACAGGCCAAGUUAGCAGCUAGCAGGUGAACAUAGUGGAGCUUGUGUCAAGUUGCGUUGCGCCUAAGAAGUUUUAAAAUAUGAAUUUAAGCAGAAUAUUUAAUAUAGAAAAUAAGUUAGCUAGUGCUUUUUUUAUUCUAGGCUACAGUUUUUUUCUGGUUUUAAAUCAUUUCGAUUAAACAUUUGAAAGUGUUGGCUUAUUAGCACGUGUUUCCUAUAAAGCGUACCCUGUCACAGAGUUAAACCUUCAUGUGCCAUAAAACAGAAUCAAACUCUCCUGUUUACGGUGUUUGUUCGAGGGCAGCCUGUGAGCACAUCGGUCAUGAAGCUCCAUGCUACAAGUAUAAAGAAAAAAAGAGCCGAAUGAUAUUUUUUUUAAUUUGUCCGGUGUAUUUGUGUUGUUCUACUGUCUUUGUUCCAUCCAUGUUUGUAAAAGUGCCUUUGGCCGAGCGGCAUCAAAUUGCAGUAUUGCCCGUGUUUACUUGUCCUUGCCAAAGUAAAUAAAGAGGGAUCCCUUUGUUCCGGGCCAAGUCUGCAUCCUCACAGUAGACCCUCCCAUCAGCCACCUCGCUCAGGGCGGCAUCGAGAGUGAAAUUCACAGCAAAGAUCUUGACCCUGUUGUUCCUCAUCUGUUCUUGAUCUAUGGAGGGGGCAUGCAGUCGACUGGUGUUUCUCUCUCUUUCUUCAAUAAAAGCUUUGCA
Messenger RNA from Anoplopoma fimbria (sablefish), 6712 nucleotides. RefSeq names its product LIM domain containing preferred translocation partner in lipoma (gene lpp). Gene Ontology annotation, biological process: cell-cell adhesion. NCBI's taxonomy places the organism in Eukaryota, Metazoa, Chordata, Actinopteri, Perciformes, Anoplopomatidae. Gene Ontology annotation, cellular component: stress fiber; focal adhesion. The coding region runs from base 254 to 1969 and encodes 571 amino acids. The transcript is spliced from 13 exons. The record is from RefSeq and is a predicted model, not a curated record.